GGGUCAGCCAAUGGGCGGGUCGCGCGAUUUGACGUGAGAAGGUGGAGUGUACGCAACAUGGCCGCUGCGUGAGAGGAUCGGCGAGAGGGGAGAGACUGGAAGGUGAAUGUCGCCAGGACCCUAGUUAUGUGAAAAUGACUCAGGGCAAGAAAAAGAAAAGGGUGAACCGCAGUGUUCUUCUUGCGAAAAAAAUUAUCAUCAAAGAUGGCGGCUCUCCUCAGGGCUUUGGCUCUCCCAGUGUGUAUCAUGCUGUCAUCGUGAUCUUCCUUGAAUUUUUUGCCUGGGGUUUGCUCACUGCUCCCACUUUGGUGGUUCUACAUGAGACCUUCCCAAAGCACACGUUUCUUAUGAACGGACUCAUCCAAGGAGUGAAGGGUUUGCUGUCCUUCCUCAGUGCACCUUUGAUAGGGGCUCUCUCUGAUGUUUGGGGAAGAAAGUCUUUCUUGCUGCUAACUGUGUUUUUCACAUGUGCUCCUAUACCACUGAUGAAGAUCAGUCCUUGGUGGUACUUUGCGGUUAUUUCUGUAUCUGGUGUAUUUGCUGUUACCUUUUCUGUAGUAUUUGCUUAUGUAGCAGAUAUUACCCAGGAGCAUGAAAGAAGCAUGGCAUAUGGACUGGUUUCCGCCACGUUUGCAGCUAGUUUGGUCACUAGUCCCGCCAUCGGGGCUUACCUGAGCCAUGCGUAUGGAGACUCACUUGUGGUGCUGCUGGCAACGGCCAUUGCACUUCUUGACAUCUGUUUCAUCUUGGUGGCUGUUCCAGAGUCUCUUCCAGAGAAAAUGAGGCCAGCAUCUUGGGGAGCUCCAAUUUCCUGGGAGCAAGCAGAUCCAUUUGCUUCUCUGAAGAAAGUUGGCCAAGACUCGAUUGUUUUGCUCAUCUGUAUCACCGUGUUCCUCUCCUACCUCCCGGAGGCUGGACAGUAUUCCAGCUUCUUCUUGUACCUUAGACAGAUCAUGAAAUUUUCACCAGAAAGUGUGGCCGCCUUCAUUGCAGUUUUGGGAAUUUUGUCCAUUGUGGCUCAGACUAUUGUCUUAAGUUUACUCAUGAGGUCGAUUGGGAACAAGAACACGAUUCUGCUGGGUCUCGGUUUUCAGAUACUGCAGUUGGCCUGGUACGGCUUUGGAUCAGAACCUUGGAUGAUGUGGGCUGCAGGAGCUGUGGCCGCUAUGUCCAGCAUUACUUUUCCUGCAGUAAGUGCUUUGGUGUCUCGGACUGCCGAUGCGGACCAGCAAGGUGUUGUGCAGGGAAUGAUCACAGGAAUCCGGGGAUUGUGCAAUGGACUUGGGCCUGCUCUGUAUGGUUUCAUAUUUUACAUUUUUCAUGUGGAACUAGAUGAAAACCCUAUAGGAGAAUCAGAGCCGAGGGAUAAGGUGACAUCACAUUUGCAACAGAACUCUAUCAUCCCUGGACCUCCAUUCCUGUUUGGAGCCUGCUCUGUGCUUCUUGCUCUACUUGUAGCUUUGUUUAUUCCAGAACAUACCAAUAUGAACGUUCGCAGCGGCAACUGGAAAAAACAUGGAGCAGGGCACAGCCAUCCCCAUAGCCCCCCAGCACCCGGGGAGGGCAAAGAACCUCUUUUGCAGGACACAAAUGUAUGACAAAUGCCUAAAAGACUGGCUUCUGCUGCUCAUGUAGAUGCAUUCCACUUGGUUAUGAGCUGAGGCACCUGCAGGACCAAUUUAUUUGUAUUAAAGGAAAGGUCAACCAAGAGUCCUCUUCACUGACAGGACCAACCUCUGGCCCAAUAUGACCAUCUUGCGUCCUCUAUUCAAGCAGGGCCAAACCUCCAGCCUUUUCUACUUACAAACAUAUUGCAGGAGAGUGUGGAUGUAAAGCUAUUCCAUAUUCUAAGUGCCAGAUUGUUGUAGUUCAAAAAAAAAAAAAUCUCUAC
Molecule: messenger RNA, 1891 nt
Organism: Bufo bufo (common toad)
Lineage: Eukaryota; Metazoa; Chordata; Amphibia; Anura; Bufonidae
Gene: SLC71A1
Product: major facilitator superfamily domain containing 14A
Exons: 13
Coding region: 135-1598 (487 amino acids)
Biological process (GO): transmembrane transport
Cellular component (GO): membrane
Molecular function (GO): transmembrane transporter activity
Source: RefSeq, a predicted model, not a curated record